Thermothelomyces thermophilus ATCC 42464 is the source of this 1163-nucleotide messenger RNA. RefSeq lists its product as uncharacterized. The coding region runs from base 172 to 813 and encodes 213 amino acids. The transcript has a single exon. The record is from RefSeq and is a predicted model, not a curated record. NCBI's taxonomy places the organism in Eukaryota, Fungi, Ascomycota, Sordariomycetes, Sordariales, Chaetomiaceae.
GCGGCGGCCAUCUCUCACUAAUUACAGACAACGUUGGCUUUCCUUGGACUUGUUACUUAAUUACACCACCAACCAGUUUGGUUUAUCUGAACGCUGAUUAAUACCUGCAUCAAUCAAGUAACCACACACACCUUACGCGUAACGCACGAGAGACACACCUUGGACAACGACAUGGUGCGAAUCGCCAUCCCCACGCUUGCCCUCGCGGCGACGACAGUGACCGCCCUGUCUAAGUCCAAGGGCUUCAACCUGGUCGCGCACGUCGCCGACCCGGGCAGCGAUCUGAGCCCGUCGGUCGAGGGUCUGCUGCUGACGACGGCGCACACGGGGGCCGGGUUCAACGCGGCCGUCUUCGCCGACGCCGACGCCGGGUCCGAGCGCGUCUUCUACCAGAACGGCACCGCAGCGCGCCCGGGGGGGAUGAGGAGCAAGAGCACCCUGCUCACCGACGGCGGCACCCCACCCUUCCCCUUCAGCAUGCAGGUGCAGUCGGGCGGGGAGCCCCGUCGCAUCGUCGACAUCAGCGUCGGCCAGGGCACGAGCCACUACGUCGACGCGCGCGGGCGGCUCGUCAACGCCGAGGACGCGGGAAGACGGGGCUCCUGGCUCGCCUGCAACGCCGUCGUGCCCUACUACAACGAGACCUUCACCACGCUCCAGUACGCCUACGACUAUCAUCGUGGAGACUCCCCUGCGGGCCUCGAAGGCUGCGCCGCCAUCGAGCUGGUCGCCCGCUGCGCCGAGCUGAACGACCUCCCCGACGACGCCUACUCGACUCACGAAUUUGCCGUCGAGGUCAGGUGCGAGAAGUGAGCGGGAAGAGGAGGGGAAGAAGAAGAAGAAGGGAGUGGCGAACCCAAGAGUAUCGACUCACACAUUUUCAGGGCUCGAGCGCUUCAGAAAAAGCCAAAGAUGUGCCACAUAAUGAUGAAUCGGGAGCAGAUGCUGCGUUUGGUAAAAUCCAACACAAUGUCUUUGCGCAUUUCGCAAUUUUGGAGACCAUCACAUGUUCACCAUGAGGACAAGGAGGCUGGUUGUAGAGAUACCGCAACAAAUGCGCAUCGGAGCAGAAAAGGCGGGUGUGAUGUUCAUUGGUUUCAUUGGCUAUGAAUUUUUGUUAGUUUAGACAUAUUUAAUGUGCCAUGUUCAGUUGUCGAUUGGGG